Drosophila busckii is the source of this 3570-nucleotide messenger RNA. RefSeq names its product ran-binding protein 16 (gene Ranbp16). The coding region runs from base 133 to 3423 and encodes 1096 amino acids. NCBI's taxonomy places the organism in Eukaryota, Metazoa, Arthropoda, Insecta, Diptera, Drosophilidae. Gene Ontology annotation, biological process: protein export from nucleus. Gene Ontology annotation, molecular function: small GTPase binding; nuclear export signal receptor activity. Gene Ontology annotation, cellular component: cytoplasm; nuclear pore. The transcript has 18 exons. The record is from RefSeq and is a predicted model, not a curated record.
GUGCUUGAACUAACUAAUUUGAUUGUUUUUGUUGAAAAUAUUCGCACGGCGUCUAAGAAUUUUUGCGCGUUGUAGGUGGUUAAGAGCCACAGAAAGAGAUUUGUUCAACAUACAGCACACUUUAAAUUCAUAAUGGAAAUUCAACAGCUUGAAAUUUUGUGCAAGCAACUUUACGAAGCUACGGACUCUAUUAUACGGUCAGAUGCUGAAAAGAGACUUGUUACGUUUGUAAAUAGUCAGGAUGCAUUACCCAAGUGUCAGCUAUUGUUGGAUCGUGCUAAUUCUAGCUAUGCGCAGCUACUUGCUGCGUCUACACUCACCAAGCUAAUACAAGGACUAACACUAGAGCAGCGUAUUGAUAUACGUAGUUAUGCCCUAAACUAUUUGGCCACUCGGCCAAAUUUACAACAUUUUGUGGUGCAAGCACUUGUUACUUUAUUGGCAAAAAUCACAAAAUUUGGUUGGUUUGAUUCCUAUAAGGGUGAAUUAGUAUUUCAAAACUUGCUGGAAGAUGUCAAAAAGUUUUUGCAGGGCUCUGCCGAACAUUGCACAAUCGGAGUGCAAAUUCUCUCACAACUUGUUUCUGAAAUGAAUUCAAUUGUUGAGCCGGAUGGUCAUUUAUCAUUUUCAAAAAAUCGUAAAAUAGCUACAUCCUACCGAGAUCAACAGCUCUAUGAUACCUUCCUACUUUCCUGCUCACUUUUGAUUACAGCACGUGAAAAUAGUAAAAACUUGAAUUUUUUGGACGAGUCUCAAAAGUCGUUAAUAUCACAAGUUUUGCGACUUACAAAGAAUUGUCUGAGCUUUGACUUUAUUGGUAGCUCUACAGAUGAAUCAGCAGACGAUAUGAACAAUGUGCAGAUACCGACAGCCUGGCGUCCAGCAUUUCUAGAUAGCAACACGUUAAAGUUGUUUUUUGAUUUGUACCAAAUACUACCGAAUGGACUGGCGAGCUACUCAUUAUCGUGUCUGGUGCAAAUGACAUCUGUAAGACGUUCUUUGUUUAGUAACUCGGAGCGUACGAAAUUUCUAACCAAUUUGGUUGAAGGUGUUAGAGAUAUACUUACCAAUUUACAUGGCUUAAGUGAUCCUGAUAACUAUCAUGAGUUCUGCCGCUUGCUUGCGAGAUUAAAGUCCAACUAUCAGUUGGGUGAGCUAAUUGCUGUACCUUGUUACCCUGAAGCCAUAGAUCUGAUAGCCAAGUUCACCGUACAAUCGUUGCAUAUGUGGCUCUUUGCACCAAACAGUGUGCAUUAUCUGCUGACACUUUGGCAACGCAUGGUCGCUUCAGUACCGUAUGUUAAAUCACCGGAUCCACAUCUGCUUGGCACAUAUACGCCUGAAGUCAUUAAAGCCUACAUUGAGUCGCGUCUCGAUGCGGUGCCGCUGAUUGUGCGUGAUAAUAUGGAGGAUCCUUUGGAUGAUCUGUGUAUGGUCCAGCAACAGCUUGAACAAUUGUCCGUUAUCGAGCGCUGCGAAUACAACAAAACCUGCAAUUUGCUAGUCCAGCAUUUUGAUCAAAAAGCACGCGAGUAUGAGAAUCUUAUACAAACGCUCAACGCCAAUCCGAUUGAUGUAACGGUGCAUGAGUUGCAGCUAACGUGGCUGGUUUAUAUUAUUGGCUCGGCUAUUGUCGGCCGACUAUCUGUGACGACUAGCGAUGAGCACGACAACAUGGACGCUGAGCUUGUCAUACGCGUGCUGCAGCUGAUGAGCUUAACUGACUCACGGUUACCUCAGACGGGCUGCGAGAAACUCGAAUUGGCCAUACUGAGCUUCUUGGAUCAGGUGCGCAAGAUGCACAGCAGCGAUCAGGCACAGAAGGCCACUGUAUACAAGCGACUGAGUGAAGUAUUUGGACUGAAUGAUGAACAGAUGCUCCUGAGUUUUAUAAACCGCAAAAUCAUAACAAAUUUAAAGUUUUGGGGUCGCUCUGAACAAAUAAUCACAAAAACUUUAAUGCUAUUAACUGAUCUCUCUGUGCACUUUAAUUCAGUGCGCAAGCUGGCGCGCCUGGAAGAAGUGCAAUUCAUGUUAACUCAUCACACAAGCGAACAUUUCCCAUUUCUUGGCACGAGCUCCUCACCUAACGAAAUGCGUUGCCGCACAAUGUUUUAUACAUCACUUAGUCGCCUGCUAAUGUUUGAUUUGGGCGAGGACGAGGAACGUUUCUACACCUUCUUAACCCCACUUACUAAUCAAUUCGAGUCAUUAGGAACUGUACUAAUGGACACGAAUAAUAUCCCAAAUGAAGAAGCUAAGAAAGCAAUUAUUGGCUUGGCGCGGGACCUUCGCGGACUGGCAUUGCCCUUAAAUGCUCGUGUACAAUAUACGAUGCUUUUUGAAUGGCUUUACUAUACGGACUACCUACCAAUUCUGCUACGCGCUGUUGAGCUGUGGGCACAUGAGCCGGCUAUAACAACUCCAGUUUUAAAGCUAUUCGCUGAGCUCGUACAUUGUCGCACGCAACGAUUAGCCGGAAAUGUAUCCAGUCCCAUGGGCAUUUUGUUGUUCCGUGAGGCAUCAAAAUUGAUUUGCAUUUAUGGCAAUCGAAUUUUGCAUCUGGAGGUCGCAAAUGAUCAGCUUUAUCCCAUGAAACUAAAAGGCAUAUCAAUAUGCUUUUUGAUUUUAAAGAACGCCCUUGGCGGUAAUUAUGUAAAUUGUUGCGUUUUUAAAUUGUAUGGUGACGACACUUUGCACAAUGUGCUUGACAUUAUAGCCAAGCUAAUACUUUCUAUACGUCAGAGUGAUUUAUUGGAAUAUCCAAAACUAUCAUCGGCUUAUUAUAAUUUAUUAAACUGUCUAUCUCAAGAUCAUGUCACAUAUCUUGCUGCAUUAGAGCCUCGUGCCUUUGUCUAUAUAUUGGAAAGCUUGGCUAAAGGACUUGCAGCCUUAGCCAUAGAUUCCUCCAUCUAUAUCAGUUGUUGUACAAUUUUGGACAGCAUUGUUUCCUACAUAUUUAAGCAGCUUCAAUUAAAAGUUUCCACAUUUCCAAACAAAAAAAUACGCAAUUUAACUCGUGAAAAUUCCCAAUUCCUAAAGGUGGUCGAAAUGAACUCUGAGCUCCUACAGAACAUGAUGUCAGUGUUGUUAAACAAUGUACUUGCUGAGGAUUGCCGAAACCAAUGGUCCAUGUCCCGCCCUUUGCUAGUACUGAUACUUCUCUAUGAAGACUAUUAUCGGGGUCUGAAAGAAAGCAUAAUACGUGGGCAGCCGCUUGAAAAGCAGCAGACAAUGGCGCAGUGGUUCGAUGACUUAAUGCUGGGCAUAGAACGCAAUGUUUCCAGCAAGAAUAAAGAAAAAUUCACACAAAAUUUGUCAACAUUUCGACGUGACGUAGUUAAUCUCCCAAAAACAUCGACUUAUGGAGCAGAAAAUGCAUACCAGGUGUACACAGAAACAAGCUAUUCAAUAUCGGUGUAAUAGGCGGGAUACAAUAACAAGCUGCUUCCCCACUGGUGUUACCUGCCAACUACCGUCAUUAUAAAUUUUCCAGAGUUAUUAUUAAUUUUUUAUUAUGUACUGCGUCUGAACAAUGUAUAGAUAAGAAAAUAAAUAAUUUUUAACAUC